AAUCUGUCUUUUUAAUUUUUCAGGUUGCUGACUGCUAUGAUGGAGAUGAAGAGACUGACAACAGAAUCCAUCACAUUUUUAAUGAUGAAAGAGAAAAGCAAAUACAGCUACUCCAAAGAAAAACCUAUGUUUAAUGUUGAUGAAAAAAGGGAGAAGCAUUUUUCUAUACCAGAACGUUCUGUUUUGAAAAUAAGUGAUACUCCUCAGUCUGUUAUAUUUUACAACUCAUUGGCGCAUAAGCGAGAUACUGUGGUGAGUGUCUAUGUUGACUCCCCAUUUGUUAUUGUCAGAGAUCCUAGGGGAAAGAUCAUUCCUUCACAGAUUGACUUGUUCUGGACUGACCGGGAUUCUGUCUCCACAGACGUCUACAAGGUGUCAUUUGUGAUGGCCAUCCAAGCAUUGGGCAUUUGCCAAUACACAAUCGAGAAAACACACAAACUGUCCACAAAAAAAGCUGUGCCAUCGGAGAUAACAUUUUACAACUCAAACAUGAACAUGGAACAUUCCAGUUCAGUGUUCACAAUAAAGAAGUCCCCAUCAAAGCCGUUCAGUCUUGAGAACUAUUACAUGAAGGCUGGCUUCAGCCAGGCAACAGGGCUGUUACAAAACAUCACAUUUAAAGCAGAGGGUAUUACACACCCAGUCAGCAUCAAAUUUGUAACAUAUGGCACUCGAAAAUCUUCUGAAAAGAGUGGUGCUUAUCUAUUCCUGCCAGAUGGUGAAGGUCGAGAAGUAACAAUUGUCGACCCAUUCAUUCAUGUCAUUCAAGGCACUGUUGUGUCUGAAGUGAGUGUCUUUGUGGAAAAUGUAGAGCAUGUUGUGAGGUUAUAUAAUUCACCAGGUGCAGACAGUUUGUCACUGGACAUCUACAAUAUAGUGGACAUUAGAGACAAGCUGAACUUUGAGAUGGCCAUGAGGGUGUGUAGUGAUAUUAAGAGUGAGGACAACUCUUUCCACACUGACCUAAAUGGUUUCCAGAUGCACCGGCGUAAAACAUACAGCAAGUUGCCUUUGCAGGCCAACUACUAUCCCAUGCCAACUGCUAUGUUUGUGGAGAAUUCUCAGAAACGAUUAAACAUCUUGUCUGGUCAGUCACUUGGAGCUGCCUAUCUGAAGCCUGGUGAGAUGGAAGUGAUGUUGGACCGUCGCCUCAACCAAGAUGAUAGCCGAGGUCUGGGCCAGGGUGUGCUUGAUAACAAACAGACCCCUAACAAAUUCCGGCUUCUUCUUGAAAUAAGAAAGAUUUCCCCUCUUCUUGAAAUGAAGAACCAAGUAAAACCUCUCUCAUUGCUGGCCCAUCUCACUUCAUUGCACCUCAUCCACCCACUGUAUGUGUCACCAAGGAAUCCCGACAGUAGUAAUAUUGAUCUUCAGCUGUUACCUUCCUUCUCUUCUACCCUUGAUGGCAGUAGCAGUGGUCUGACAUGUGAUGUGCAUCUGUUGAACCUACGCACUUUGCAGAACAAGGAUGAUGACCCCAGCCUAAAAUUUGUGCCACAGAACAGUGCUGCACUCAUCUUGCACCGCUUCUCAUUUGACUGUGAUUUCCCCAACCUGGGACUCAGUUGCACAAUUGGAAAUGGAAAGGUGGACUUGAACUCUUUAUUCAAAGAUAUAAAACUGAAGGACAUUCGCAGCACAUCUCUGUCUUUGCUGUAUGAGAGUAACUCCUCUCUCUCUCAGUCUCACCUCUUCAUCAAACCAAAUGACAUAAGUGCCUUCAAGAUCACACCAUAUUAAGCUGAUCAAUCGAUUCACUGCACUGACACACUGAUUCUCUGGCCAAAGGAAUUGAUCCACUUACUGAAUGGAAUCAACAACAGAACUGUUAUUCUGGAAUGACCAUGUGGUUGCUCAUCUUACUAGAAAUAACAGUGAAAUUCCCUGUUUCUCCUGUAAAUAUUACACUGUACCAUCCGUAAACUAAAAGAUAAAAACAAUAUGCCUAGAAUUUUAAAAAAUGGGAUGGUCAUGACUGGAAUACCUUUGAAUAGGUUGGACCUUAGGGUUUAAGCAAUAACUAGAAUGACUGACUGUCUGACCAUCAUUGUUGAAGUAGUUUAAAUAAUGGUGGCAGUAGUGGUGGAGGUUUAGACUGCUACUGGCUCUGCAACCACCACCACCACUAUGACCACAACCACUGCUGUCACUGUGUCCAUCCCUCCCAGUGCCACCUGGUGACAAGAGAGCCUCUAUGUGAUCACCCGACAUGCUAGAAAUAGCAGCAAAAAAGUGAAAGACAAAUUGGAUAAUGCAGUCCACAGGACAUAGUGCCUAGAAAAUGAAUAAAUGGGAUGGUUAUAGCCGGAAACUAAUAAAUGGGAUGACCAUAACCUUUAAUCAUGAAUAGAUAUGCUCAAUCAAAGCUGACAUUGGGCUAAAGCCAUUACAGCAACAACAACAACUAAAACUACUACUACUAACUAUCAUUGUUGAUGGUGGUGGUGGUGGUGGUGGAGCAUAAAGUAACCUGUUACUCCCUCCCUUUCUCCAUGCAUUUGUUUCCUUCUUGCUCCACACCUCCAUCACCCUCCAUCCACUCAAUCACCCAACCACAAACUGAGAACACUUCACCUGUCCCUUUCAAUUGGUCACCACCACCACCACCUUUCAACACUAUAUAAGUCAACGGGAGUGGGAGGGGGACAUACUUCCCCAACGCUACAUUUUGGCUUGUUAGAAAUAGAAGUCAAAUUGCCCUUGAAUCACAACUUGUCUUAAAAAAAGUGACCACCACUACCACUACGAGACAAAACAAUGUAUGUCUUUAGAUAUUACGCUCUAUUGCUUGAAAUAGCAGCCAAAUUUCCCUUAAAUCACAAUCCUAGUUUUAAAAAAGAGACUUCAACUUUGAAUCAAAGCCUGCCACGACCACCAAAUAAGUCAUAUUUCACUUAGAUUUAAAAAACAAAUGAAGACAAUUGUGUUACUGUUAUUUAUUGCUGCUGCUGCUGUUGCGUAUGUGAUGAUUGUGAAGGUCAAAGUUUGAGAUUCUAUGGUGGUGGUGGUGGUGGUGGUGGUGGUUGUGGUGGUGGUGGUGGUGGUGGCGGUGGUGGUGGUGGCUAAAAGAGAAUUUUCUUUGAUUGUCACAAAUGUUUACUUGGUUUUUUUUUAAACCAUAUAUUUGAAUUUGAAUAUUUUCACGUGUAUGUAUCUGUGCAUGUAAUCAGAGGUGUAUAUGAUGCCACAUGCUUCAUACUGCUAGUGUUUAAUGCAGUUCUAUGUGAUUGGUAAUAAAAUAAAAAAAUU
Molecule: messenger RNA, 3249 nt
Organism: Octopus sinensis (East Asian common octopus)
Lineage: Eukaryota; Metazoa; Mollusca; Cephalopoda; Octopoda; Octopodidae
Product: alpha-mannosidase 2x-like
Exons: 6
Coding region: 37-1740 (567 amino acids)
Biological process (GO): N-glycan processing; protein deglycosylation; mannose metabolic process
Cellular component (GO): Golgi membrane
Molecular function (GO): alpha-mannosidase activity; carbohydrate binding
Source: RefSeq, a predicted model, not a curated record